Molecule: messenger RNA, 1805 nt
Organism: Daldinia loculata
Lineage: Eukaryota; Fungi; Ascomycota; Sordariomycetes; Xylariales; Hypoxylaceae
Exons: 4
Coding region: 526-1704 (392 amino acids)
Source: RefSeq, a predicted model, not a curated record
AUGCGGACUUGUUCAACCUAAGAUCGCCAUAUCUCUUAGCGAUCAAUACUAUUACUUUUGCCAUGAUACAGAACCUUCAAGCCACUCUGAUAGGCUAUGCCAGCGUUCCAGCCCUAGUAGAGCAUGUAAGCACUAAUGACAUCACGCAGUAGCAGUGUAGCAUCUUCAAGGGCCACAUUCCUUUUGCCUGCCGCCGCCCGCCGGCCGUCGCAUUUAUAACGAGAUGAUAAGCAAGCAACCCUUCCUUUGCCUCGGGCCUAUUGCUGCUAGGUAAAGGAUGGUUACCUGUUAGUAAGCUUGUAUCCUGAUUUCCAAUGUCUGGAGUUGUCGGAAACAUACGCCUGAGUCUAUGUACUAUUACUGGAAAUAACUCGAAUCCAUCCAUCUUUUUCCACAUCUCUACCUUACUUAUCAAAUCUAUCAUCGCGCAUCUACCUACCGUCUUGGCAUUGUAAAAUAAGGCUGGGUAGGGCUGAGAAAACUUAGGUACCUUAGGUCCCUUAUGUCUGUAUAAGUCGCCUCGAUAUGCCUUUCCUCUCGUCGCUGUUCGAACGCGCGUCGCCCACGGGAGCUUUCAAUGGAAAACCGCCCGACCGUCUACCGGCUGAAAAUGGGGUGCACAUAUGGCGCGCUGCGGUCAUCAUGCCCUUCUUCACUUUUGCCUUUGUUGCUUUGAGGUUUUAUACCCGGACUUAUUUGUUGAGGGCUAGGAAGUAUACCAUCGACGACUAUAUCGUGGCGCUGAGCAUGCUCGUCUGCAUCGCGCACGCCGUGCUCAUGGCUAUCGCGACGUACAACGGCAUGGGCCUGCACGUAUGGCAGUACAACGAGGAGCUCAACGCGCGGUAUUAUCUCUGGAUCGGGAUCACGUCCGAAUUCUACGUCCUGGGCUUGAUGGGCUUCAAGAGCGCGCUCGUCCUGCUGUACCUCCAGCUGUUCGGCGUGUACGCCAGGUUCAGGUGGGCGUGCUACGGCACCCUGUUCUUCUGCACGGGAUAUCUGUUCUGCAACCUCACGACCGAGUUCCUCGGCUGCCACCCCAUCAGGAAGAAGUGGGAGCCGGGUUUGCCGGGGCAUUGCAUUAAUAGCGUCGCGACGGCUACGUUUUAUGGCGCUUGCAAUAUGGCGAGUGAUUUGGUCAUCGCCAUCUUGCCCCUUACCAUGAUAUGGAGGUUACAGGUGGCGUCGAAGCUGCAGAAGGUCGGGCUGAGUCUUGUCCUGAGUAGCGGGUUUGCUGCUUGGGCAGUGGCUGUCACCCGGUGGGGUAUUUCUACGUAUGACUUGGUCGGAACCGAAGACAGAACGUGGUGGGCCGGCGUCAGCUUCACCUUGAGUAUAAUCGAGAUUAACACGGGCCUCAUCUGCGCUUGCGUUGCCACCCUAGGACCUCUCUGGAAACUGGCGUAUGCGCAAGUCAAGGACUGGACUGGCUGGACCAGCCCCUGCAAUAGCAAGGGAGAAUCUUGGCCGUCCUUCGUGCGGAAACCUCCCCACAGCCAGUCCUCCGAAGAAACUAGGAGGCCGAGCGGGGCUACAGUCGGCGGACACGGGCUCCCUGCUGGUCGGGCGGGUCGUGUGGUAACAUACAAUGGGUCGACGCUGACCUCUAAUUACGAAGACGAAUAUGGUCUGCUGGACGCUUCGGGCUGGCAUCCCCAUGGUAUAAGAGAGGAUAGGUCUUAUAGGAGUAGGGAGGAUGUAUGAGAUAUAUGUGUAUUGAUAUCACGUCUUUGUUUGGUUAUGGCUGGCGCAUAUUAUACCCCAAGUAGCAAAUGAAAACCCUGUUUUAGCAUCGACUUCAGCCA